Molecule: messenger RNA, 1278 nt
Organism: Glycine soja
Lineage: Eukaryota; Viridiplantae; Streptophyta; Magnoliopsida; Fabales; Fabaceae
Product: phosphatidylinositol/phosphatidylcholine transfer protein SFH9-like
Exons: 9
Coding region: 1-945 (314 amino acids)
Source: RefSeq, a predicted model, not a curated record
AUGCUGAAUCUACAUGUUUUAGGCAAUAAGUUUCAGAGCAGACUGUUACAGAUUAUAGACACAAGCCAACUUCCAGAUUUCCUCGGCGGCAGUUGUUCGUGCCCAAAUGAUGGAGGGUGUCUUAGAUCUGAUAAGGGACCUUGGAAUGAUCCUGACAUUUUGAAACUAUUGCAUUCUAGAGAAGCAAUGAAGCUAACAAAGUUUGGAAGUUCUUCUGUUGCUGAUGGGGUUGAUGUGAAGUCAUAUGCCAGCAAGGUUAAAAGCACUGGAAUAUCUGAACCUUUAUCAGCGUCAGAAGUAAGAUUGAAUCCUUCAGCCUUCGUACAAUCUGUUCCUUCUAGUGAAAAAAAAAGGAUGAGAGACUCUGCACCUACCGGCAAUGUACUUGAGCCUUUAAAUGCUGCCAGAGAAGUUGUUGGGGAUGUUGAUUCAAUAAGUGAUUCAAACAACAAUUAUCUCAGAAGACUACAGGAGAAGCCAAUUCCAUAUAUUAUAAGUAUUUUGGCUCAAAUCGCAGUCAAAUUGUUAACUUGUAUUUAUGUAGUAUUUGCGGCAUUGGGGAAAUGUUUUGUGGUUCGCUCUGUAGACAACCAACCAAGAAGCCAUGAGAAAACCAAAUCGGCUCAAUCCAAUUCCGAGGAACAAUUAAUGACUCCGGCGAUAAAAGAGCCACUUUGGCAAAGAAUUCAGAAUUUAGAGGCAGUGGUAACUGAGAUGGCUAAUAAACCUAAUACAAUUCCUCCUGAAAAAGAGGAUAUUCUUCAAGAGUCAUUGAGUCGCAUAAAAUGUAUAGAAUAUGACUUGCAAAAAACAAAGAAGGCCCUGCUAGCCACUGCUUCAAAGCAAGUUGAGCUUGCCGAGUCAUUGGAAAGCUUAAAGGAGAGUAAAUUUGACGGAAGAAAUUCAUGUUGGCCUAAAAAUAGAAGUUAUGCCCCAGGAAGAUGAGCCCGUUUUUCAGCAUCAGUUUGCAGUCCAUUGUUUUUGAUACUUUACAGCUGAAUUACUACCAGAGCUAAACUUCUAUUGGCUUAUAUAAAAGAAUUACUCUCAUUAUCAUAUAGGCUUGAGGAAUGUGGGCUAUGGGGAGUGCAUAGCCCCAAUGUAUAGAAGGCAACAAGAAUUUUUUAUGAAGAUUCUGGACUUCAAAUACUCCUUUUAAAUGUAUAACUGAGUGUGUUAACCACAUUUAUUUUCUUAUUGGCUUUUCUGUACAGAGGACAUAUACACAAAGUAUGCUACUCAAAUUCAGAUGUAUUUUAAUACCCGAUGCAUAUAUGC